AUAUUUACCAUAAUUAUUAUUGUUUCCAUCCUUAAUCUCUCGCGAAGAUACUUUAAGUCAAAAUCAGUCAACGGAACGAGAAAUUUAUUUGACGCUCCGAUCAGAUUCGCCCUUCCAUCGAUCUCUCGCUCGCUGAAGCUAUCUUCUUCGACGAAUUUCACUCCGAUUUCGUUUCUUGUGCGGUUUGGUUAUCGUUCGGAGCUUCGAAUCUCCUUAUUCAAUCCGAAGCUGGUGUCUACUUCUUUUUUUGGCUCUCUCCGCAUUUGGUAAAACUCAAGCCAUGAACACCGUCGUUGCUCAGUUGCAGAGACAAUUUCAAGACUACAUCGUUUCUCUCUAUCAACAGGGAUUUCUGGAUAAUCAGUUCUCUGAGUUGAGAAAGUUGCAAGAUGAAGGCACCCCUGAUUUUGUAGCUGAGGUUGUCUCUCUAUUCUUUGACGACUGUGCAAAGCUUAUCAAUAACAUGUCUACAUCCCUGGAGCGGCCAGAGAAUGUGGAUUUCAAACAGGUAGAUUCAGGGGUGCACCAACUGAAGGGAAGUAGCUCAAGUGUUGGUGCAAGGAGGGUAAAAAAUGUGUGUAUAUCUUUCAAGGAAUGUUGCGACGUCCAGAAUCGUGAAGGGUGUUUAAGGUGUUUGCAGCAGGUGGAUUAUGAAUAUAAGAUGUUAAAGACCAAACUUCAGGAUCUCUUUAAUCUAGAGCAACAGAUCCUCCAAGCUGGAGGUACAAUUCCUCAGGUGGAUAUAAAUGAGACCGACACUCUUCUUAAUUUUGCAAAUGUUCAAGGCUAAACACACGGUGACACUGACACUCCUCUGUGGGAUUUAUUGACUCUAGUGGGUUCAUGAUUUGGGUUUAAGACGUAAGGCAAAAGGGUAUUAGGAGAUGUGGUUAUGUGUGGAUUAAUCAACAAUGAUUUGUUUGAAUAAUGAAUCUUACACCGUUUG
Eutrema salsugineum is the source of this 946-nucleotide messenger RNA. RefSeq names its product histidine-containing phosphotransfer protein 5. The record is from RefSeq and is a predicted model, not a curated record. The coding region runs from base 281 to 790 and encodes 169 amino acids. Gene Ontology annotation, cellular component: cytoplasm; nucleus. The transcript is spliced from 7 exons. Gene Ontology annotation, biological process: phosphorylation; cytokinin-activated signaling pathway; phosphorelay signal transduction system. NCBI's taxonomy places the organism in Eukaryota, Viridiplantae, Streptophyta, Magnoliopsida, Brassicales, Brassicaceae. Gene Ontology annotation, molecular function: protein histidine kinase binding; histidine phosphotransfer kinase activity.